AUGAGACGUCGCUCUAACGCUUCUGAAUUGAAGCUGUGUUUUAAUCAUGUUUCCCUUAACGCAUCCGCGGACACCAACGACUGUAAAGCGCCGUACAUGAACAACGAUGAACUUAGUGUUUCCAACACUCAGCCCGAGCGGCGCAACUUUCCUGAAAGCUUGCAAGGGUUUUUGAUCAAAAGAAGCGACCAAAAUUCUCAGAGUGCACGAGCAUCCAACCGUGCCACUAACUCACUUAAGAACAUGCAAAUUGAUAGCAAUACUAUUACAAUUGGUGGCUCCACUACCCCGAAAAGACCCGGAAAAUAUCGGCUUCGAAUGGACCUAAAUGUUCACAAUGUUGGUAAAGUUCUACCGAAUCAAGAUAGCUCGGCGGGCACGGCAAUCGCCUCAGGGCACUCAGAGUUAAGCCGGAGCCCUAGCGCUCUACCUCGCCGAGAAACUGCUACCAAAAAGAAGAAGGCGUUUCGGUUGGAACUGGGGCUUCAUGAAUUCAGAUUCUCAGAGGAACAGGUAUUACUAGACUUGUCAUGUGUUACUGGGAUCAAAGAGGGAGACUUGGCUGAAUUAAAGACCUACCAAGGCAAAAAUGGUUCAAAAGGCAAGAAGAUAUAUUUCAUUGUCAAAGCUUUUGAUAGGGAUCUUCGAAAAAGAUAUAAGAACGCGCAAAUUUCAAUCUUGUCAGGACAAUUGCAGCAUACAUUAGGACUACCAUCGCGCUCUAAAGUCUGGGUUAAAGUCAAGGAUAAAGAGUCUACGCAAGCGGAUGUCGUUGAGAUCAAUGUAAAAGACUGUCUCAUUCACAGGGGAGAUAUGUGGGUAUUUUCGUCAGAGAUCACCGGUGGUUGUGUGUACUGUGAACAGAAACUGACAUUUGUGGACAGCGUCAGAGCAACUGUCAAAGCAAUAUACCGGGAAGGCAAAAAGGUCUUGUCAGGCUACAUUGGCAACCAAACGAAAGUUGUUUUUCGUUCAGAAUCUGCACGUCUCAUUUUUCUUAUUCAGAUUACUGAUGAAAUGUGGCAUUUCGAGGAGAAUGGUGACAUUUACUUUUACAAAGUAGUGAACUCUGUGUUUCCUACCAUAUUCAAGAAGUGGAAAAAUAUAGGAACCCAUCACACAAUAACUAUUGUCUUUUCUGCCUCUCUCGACUUCUCAGAUGUCGCGUUCAAAGACUUGCCUGAAGGAGAAAGACCAAAAAAUACAAAAGAUUACUAUCGCAUUGUUGUGGACCAAGUUAACAUAGUUCAUUGGACGGAAAUUAUGAAAACGCUUCGGCGUGAGUUUAAAAAUAUUGCGAAAGACCUGAAAACCUUCAAAACAGAAGACGGAACGAGUGUCCUUAAAGGGCGUUUCUCACCUGUUAUCAAAUCUAACAUCUUGGAAACCAUGUGCCUAGCUGCAACAUUUGUCACAAACCCUUUCAGACAGCCAGACCUUAGGCGUACGGUCGCGCAUGUCAUCAUUGUUUCUCCUGGCACAGGUAUCUACGAUGUUGAUUAUGACUUACUCAAAGCAACAAGCACGAAAAUUCAGUCUCUCGAGCUCUCAAUUGACGUUCUGUGUUUAGCCCGGCCACCCCUCCACAUCGUACCUCUGUUGAGAUUUAGGGACUAUGAGAACAAGCUCCGUUACUGCGCACCUUCGUGGAUUAAUAUUUCGUUUUGGAGGCACUCGAGCAACUCUAGCGUAUGGUAUCCAAGGUGCAAAAUGCAUGAUCUUCAGAUGAUGGGCUUGACAGAAACUGAAAUGAAGGAGCAGGUUGAAAUCGAUUAUAUGGAUGCGCCGUCUGCUGCAGAAUCUGUCAUGGCCAUGAUGAAGAAUCACGAUGAGGACAUAUUCAGUUCCCAGGUCUCUACAGAUAAUGUGCAAGAUCGAUACUCAGUUUCGUCAGCCCCAAGCAAUGGCAAAAAGGCCACUGUCAAGAAGAGUUUUAAAGAAAUUUCUGGUAAAGCACCACUAGCCUGGAACCCUCCAAAAUCGGCCUCUCCCAUGGUCCAAUCGACUGCUUCUUUGCAAGUUUUUGGCGACUUGGCACAAUCGGCCUCCACUGGACUCUUAGAUGAUAAGGAGACCAAAUCUAGCUUUACCAAAUUAGAUAAAGGUUCUCAAAAAGAUUCGCGUGCAAUUAACACGUUAAAGAAUGCCACAAAAUCCAGCAACAUUGCACAGCGGCUAGUUUCUAAGUUUCUCCCUGAAAUUGAGUCAAAGAACAAAAAAACCUCCACUAACCUGCCCUAUAAUUCAAGUGAUUCUCAAUCACGACACCUGGCAUUGGGCAAUAGCCCCGAUAUCGAUGACAAUGGGGUACAUCAGCAAUGGCCGGUACUGAAGAAGAACUUAUCAUCUUUCGAGAGACCAGAUCGGAAAAAAACAACUUUCGAUGUCUCUUCUUUUUGUUCACAGUCAUUCGUUGGAUCGCCAAAUCGUUUCACAGACUCCCCAAGGCGGUCGAUAGAUUCUCCAAGGCCGAAAUAUGUGGCAAAAGAAUUGCCACAGGAUAUGUCGGCUACACUGUUUAGUUGGUUGGAGAUAAAGAAUGUAUCAAGGCCAAUAAGUUCCGAGAGAGCAGGGCACCUAAUUGCACCUCAAUGGAAAGAUGUCUUUCCUAGGUAUGUUGCUAAGAAAUACAGCAAAUGGAGGUCUCUUACUACACCUGCUGAGUUACCGAUCACAAUCUCUUCGUUUCCUGCUAAGGAAGACUUUGAGAAGAAUUUCACGUUCACAAACCAUUCAGUUAUUUCAAACCCUGAUCAAGAAGUUGGAAAUCAAACUGCAUUUGAUCUCCUGAGAGAUAUGAUCUACGUGAGGCUUCUGGCUGGCUUUCAGAUUUGCGUGGGAGAUUCUUUAGAAAGGUUAGAGUCCUCCAAAAACAAUGAGGGCGAUACACGAAGAAUUACGAAGAUUUUGACAAAACAUAACUACAUGGAUGUGAAAUUUUUCAUGAUGCUUGGCGAAGAAAUUCACCGGCUCACCUGCACCCUUGAUGGCACCAUAGAUGUUCAAAGACAUAUAAGAAAAAAACUGAGCGAAUCAAGUUUUGGGGUGCCCACGUAUUGCCCUGAGAUCAAGACACGCUAUGAAAAUCAGUACCGGGAAAUUAUGACUGAUCCUUUGAAGAUGAACAGAGAAAAAGUUAACUGGAAUCAGCUCGAUCAAAUGCUUGCGGGGUAUGAAGAUUCUAUAAUUGAACAAAACAAAAAGCGUUUCAGAUCAAAAUUUGUUAUUUUACCAGCAGACGUCCCUGAAAAUACCAUUUCUUCGACUAUAAAUGGUAGGUCAGAGACCCUCAGCGCAGAGGAAAUUCGGCUUGAGGGUUUUAGGCGGCUUAUCUCAUCAAUUUACCGCGCCCGGUUAAGAAACGCGCAAGACGAAGUCAGUCGCUCUUCUCGUAAAGAAGAAAUCGCACCCGAAGUCAUAUUUUAUACGGGAUCUCUUUUCACCUUCAUUGACGAGCAAGCUGAGAUCUUGAGGUCAUCAGGUAAGGUAAAACAUGAUACCAUUUUCAUCAGAGAUGAAGACAAGCUUUCCAAAAAAGUGAGCUUAUCUAAACUAGCCCAGGAAAUGCAACAUGGCAAAAACAGCUUGAAUUUGGUUAACCGCAAAUGGCACUGGAAAAGGCAUAACAACUGCUUCAUAGGAUCUGAAUUCGUUAAUUGGCUCAUCGAAAACUUCCUGGACAUUGAUACAAGAGAUGAAGCUGUGAUUUACGGACAAGAUCUCAUGUAUCAAGGUCUCUUUGUUCAUGUUGAAAAUAGGCACGGCUUUUUGGAUGGCCAUUAUUUCUACCAUUUUAGUCCAGAUUAUGUGCAUAGCUCAGAGGUUCGGGAUCCCCCGCAGGAUCAGAGAUCUCUGUACACUGACGAGAAUGUAAGACGCGUAUCAGCACCAGAUGGUGCUGACAGUAAGCUGUCGCGCAUAGGGACUGGGGACGCUGUGGUAGGCGAUGAGGGAAGUAUGAGCAACAGUAAGCUAAGUACUCACAAGCCCACAGUUCUUCUCAGCAACAUGAUAACAGUGAAUGCGGACUCUGCAGGAAAGUCUUACAAACCCGAAGUCUGUAGGGUUCACUACGACCGCGUGCACAACCCAGACCAUUGCUUUCAUAUAAGGCUCGAAUGGCUGACUGCUACUCCCAAGCUCAUUGAUGAUCUGAUCAAUAGCUGGGCCAGACUUUGUAAGCGGUACGGUCUAAACUUGGUUGAGGUUCCAUGGGUUGAACUUUGCACAAUUCCUCUUUCCAACCCCUUCCACACUUUUGUUGAUAUCACUUUGGCUAUCAAUCCGUGGGAAGACCCUGAAUUUAAAGAUGAGCAGCUCAUAUCUCAAAGUCCCUACUACUAUCAUACAUUUCUUUUAGAGAAGAGCGGGUUUUUGAUAGACAACAGAGCUUCCCAGCUACUGAAUCAAAGCGUUACUGACCAUGAAGUGAUGUACUCGUGGGGCAAGCCAAAGUUCAAAUACGCUCAAUACAUUCAUCUGACAGGGGCUUACAUUGCGGAAAUACGAGAAAAUGGGAAUUUGUUUUUGGCCCCCAAUAAUAGACACCUUUCCCGAGUGAACGUGGACUCUGUCACUUUGAAAGUUAAACAGUCACCAACAUUCGCCUUAGACGCCCAGAAGAUAAUGCUUGCUUUCAAGGGUACCUGCCUUGACUAUGAAAAGUUGAGAAGCAUUUUCCUUGAUGCCAAGGGCGUGUGGCAGAGCGACAAAAGCAAACCGCUAUAA
Molecule: messenger RNA, 4728 nt
Organism: Lachancea thermotolerans CBS 6340
Lineage: Eukaryota; Fungi; Ascomycota; Saccharomycetes; Saccharomycetales; Saccharomycetaceae
Gene: IML1
Product: GTPase-activating protein IML1
Exons: 1
Coding region: 1-4728 (1575 amino acids)
Biological process (GO): intracellular signal transduction; positive regulation of autophagy; negative regulation of TORC1 signaling
Cellular component (GO): GATOR1 complex
Molecular function (GO): GTPase activator activity
Source: RefSeq, a predicted model, not a curated record